Molecule: messenger RNA, 1092 nt
Organism: Effrenium voratum
Lineage: Eukaryota; Dinophyceae; Suessiales; Symbiodiniaceae
Source: the annotation of a GenBank genome assembly
AUGCGUUUCAAAACCCUUCUGUUCACGACGACCGCAGCGGUUCUGGCCGCCGGAGCGGCCCAUGCCGAGGGCGUGGUGAAGGUCUUCAACUGGUCCGAUUACAUCGAUGAAUCGAUCCUUGAGGAGUUCACCGCCGAGACCGGCAUCGAGGUGGUAUACGACGUGUUCGAUUCCAACGAGAUCCUGGAGACGCGUCUGCUGGCUGGUUCCACCGGCUACGACAUCGUCGUGCCGACCGGCACGUUUCUGGCCAACCAGAUCAAGGCCGGCGUGUUCCAGCCGUUGAACAAGGAUGCGCUGCCGAACCUGGCCAACAUGGACCCGGCGAUCGCCGAGCGGCUGGAGCUCUACGAUCCGGGCAACGAAUAUGCGGUCAACUAUAUGUGGGGAACGACCGGCAUCGGCAUCAAUGUCGACAUGGUCAAGGAGCGCCUCGGAGAGGAUGCGGAUCUUGGCAGUUGGGAUCUGGUGUUCAAUCCGGAGACGGCCGCCAAGCUGGAGGAUUGCGGCAUCUUCCACCUGAACGCGCCGGCCGAGAUGAUCCCGGCCGCGCUCAACUAUGCCGGCAUGGACCCCGAUGGCCGGGAUGCGGACAGCCUCGCCAAGGCCGAGGAAGUCUAUGCGCCGAUCCGCCCGUUCGUGCGCAAGUUCCACUCGUCUGAGUACAUCAACGCGCUCGCCAAUGGCGACAUCUGCCUGGCGGUCGGCUGGUCGGGCGACGUGCUGCAGGCCCGAGACCGGGCCGCAGAGGCCGACGCGGGCGUCACCGUCGACUACAUCAUUCCCAAGGAAGGCGCGCUGAUGUGGUUCGACAACAUGGCGAUCCCGGCCGACGCGGAAAAUGUCGAACAGGCGCACAUCUUCCUCGACUACAUGAUGCGGCCGGAGGUGAUGGCGAAGGCCUCAAACUAUGUCUAUUUCGCCAACGGCAACGCCGCCUCCAAGGAGUUCCUCAACGAGGACGUGAUCGGCGAUCCGGCGAUCUAUCCCGAUGAGGAGACGAUCGGACGGCUCUACACCGUCACCCCCUACACGCAGCGCGAACAGCGCAGCGUGACGCGGACCUGGACGCGGAUCACCACCGGCCAGUAA